CAGAGGAAAGUUGAGCAGACAACUGUAAAACAACAAAAGCGAACGACCAACUUCAAAAUGCCACAGUGGUUUAAUCUAAGGAUGCCAUGUCCUGUGCUUGGAUGCAAAAACUCGAGAAAUGACAUUAUUUUGAACUGGGUUUGCGCUACGGACAGAACAACUAUGCGUAUUAGCGAGGAAGGAAGACUCGCGUGUAGCCACUAUUCCAGUCCACACAACGACAAAAUCGCCAACUGGAAGUUUGACUGUGGAGAUCGCUCUUCUGACGGACCUCAUCGAAGCAAUCACUUUGUCGCAGCUGAUUACCAAGGAUUUGCUCACGCCAUGUCCAUCGCAGUGGCAAAUUCAACUGUGGCGGGGGCUGAAUGGCUCAUGAAACUCAUGGCUAAUUUGAAGGAACAGUAUAGAGCCUGAUUAUUCGUUAGAUCCUUGUGGAGUUGAAGGCCAAACAUUGUGAUAGCAUUAUUAUUCAGUAGAAUGAAAAGGGGCUUGUCCGAAAACAUCUUCCAUUUCGAAGUAGGAGUAGAUAUUAUCGGUCAGUUUUAAGCCGAAAUAGAGCGGGAUCUGAGUAGGAUUUCCACUUUUUGAGUACUUUUUUCUAAUUUCGUUACUUAAUACAAGACAAAUGAAACUCAGGUAGACAACGAUUGUUGUAAAACUAGAAUUUUUGGAUAAUAAACAAGACAGCAGCAAUGAA
This is a messenger RNA of Stylophora pistillata, 697 nucleotides long. RefSeq lists its product as uncharacterized. The record is from RefSeq and is a predicted model, not a curated record. NCBI's taxonomy places the organism in Eukaryota, Metazoa, Cnidaria, Anthozoa, Scleractinia, Pocilloporidae.